AAGAGUCAACAGUUGACAUUUGUCGAACAUUCGAAUCAUAUUGUUGUCAUUCUCUAUGCGGAUUUGAGGAUAAAAAUGUUGUACAAUAAUUUAACAUUUCUGUUCGUUGUGAGCUGUGUUUGUUUUGUCAUUGCUGACAAUGUGGAAUUGUUCGAAAAUGCAGAUUCAUUACUGGCGUGCAUGGAAGAACUUGGUGUAACCGAAGAACAAGUACAGGAAAUGGAAGACGCUACUGCACCCAACGAUGAUUAUUCGUGUUUCUUUGGCUGUUACUUAUUAAAGGAAAAUAUUAUUUGCGAAAAUGGACAAAUGAACGAAACAACCGCUGCUGCAUAUUUUGCAGAAAUCGAAGACGCAAACGAGAAAGCAAAAAUGGAAUCAAUUAUUGCCGAUUUUUCAAAAGAAUUAUCAGAAGCAUCCGAUACAUGCUCUGCAGGAAAAGUUGGCCAGAAAUAUGGUUAUUCCAGAAUGUAAAAUUUAGGAUCAAAGUCGGCCAAAUAAAUUUUACACAAUUAUUUUACAAAGUAUACUAUUCAAACAUAGACAUUGCAAUAGAAUUGUUUUUUGUUAUACAUCAGCAGCAAGUGUUAUUCAGAAGGUGCUUAAUUCAAUGAAAGCCUUGAUGAAGGAAUUUGAAUUUAAAUUUAAAAAAAAACAGUAGUAAUCAAAUCGGAAACCAAUGUAGUUCAUUUUCUGCAUCAUGUUUCUGUGUGUUUGAAUUAAGAAUAAUAAAGUGUGAAUUUGUUUGUGUGCAUCUAA
This is a messenger RNA of Contarinia nasturtii (swede midge), 759 nucleotides long. RefSeq lists its product as uncharacterized. Gene Ontology annotation, molecular function: odorant binding. Bases 76 to 474 code for a protein of 132 amino acids. The transcript is spliced from 3 exons. The record is from RefSeq and is a predicted model, not a curated record. Lineage: Eukaryota; Metazoa; Arthropoda; Insecta; Diptera; Cecidomyiidae.